AAGGAUUUUUCGAAAGGAUAUAAGUUCAUUACUGAGGGAAGUGCAACCAUUCUCUUCCCUGAGAAUAAUGAUAUCGAUGAUGAAUUAGGUUCAGGUCAAAAACCGAGAUUUGUCUAUCUUGAUGAUUACCUUGUUUGGAGAAAUGCGAAAGCGAGAGAUGGAAACUCUUAAGCAAGAAAAGCCAAAGCGAUACGAAGGAAUCAUCGCAGAGCGUAAAAAGGUAGCCGAGGCAGAAGGAAAGCCCUAUCUCGCAGAAGAUGGUCUCUACAUCCUGGAAGCAUUGGCUGCCUCCGGUCUGCGAAGUAUUCGUUACUGGAAGGAGAUUCCGAAUAUUCGCCGCAUUAUUAUUAACGAUAUCGCUGAUGCAGCUGUUGAAAGCAUGAAGGAUAAUCUCGCUUACAACAAAAUCACCUCCGACCGCGUAGUUCCGAACCAAGCGGAUGCCACGAUGGUGAUGUACCAGAAUCGAAGCCCUUCCUACAACCGCUUCGAUGUGAUCGAUCUCGAUCCCUACGGAUCGUGCAGUAUCUUCCUGGACGGUGCCGUGCAGUCUCUCUGCGACGGAGGUUUGCUCUGUGUGACCAGCACCGACCUCACUGUGCUGUGUGGCAACCAUCCGGAAGUGGUGUUUACGAAAUACGGCGCCAAUUGUCCGAAAACCCCCUUUUGCCACGAACUGGCGGUUCGAAUCGUGCUGUACACCAUCAUGAUGAACGCAGCCAAGUACGGACGCUCCAUCGAAGUGCUGGGUGCCUUCCAAAUCGACUUCUAUGUGCGUUGCUUCGUUCGAAUUCACGACUCCAAAACCGCGAUUAAGCAGUGCGCUUCGAACUCGGCAUUGCUCUACUACUGCAACGACUGCCACCACUACCAGCUGCAGCCGUUAGGCCGUUCGCACAGUGCCCACACAGGGAGGUUUGAAGGGUAG
This is a messenger RNA of Blastocystis hominis, 928 nucleotides long. RefSeq lists its product as hypothetical. Lineage: Eukaryota; Bigyra; Opalinata; Blastocystidae. The transcript is spliced from 4 exons. Gene Ontology annotation, biological process: tRNA N2-guanine methylation. Bases 122 to 928 code for a protein of 268 amino acids. Gene Ontology annotation, molecular function: RNA binding. The record is from RefSeq and is a predicted model, not a curated record. Gene Ontology annotation, cellular component: nucleus.